Molecule: messenger RNA, 1019 nt
Organism: Staurois parvus
Lineage: Eukaryota; Metazoa; Chordata; Amphibia; Anura; Ranidae
Source: the annotation of a GenBank genome assembly
GGAAAGAUGGCGGCUUACAGGAGGAAACGUGGCUUCAAUGCAGAGCCGGCUAAACCGGGCAAAAAAGCGAAAUUGGGGGGCCGAGUGAGGAGGAUGCGGCGGGGGAGGAGUACACAGUGCCGGCCCCGGUGUCUGAGGGCAAAUGGAAAAAUAAGGAGAGGGUGUUGAUAUUUUCCUCGCGAGGCAUCAGCUUCCGCACCCGGCAUCUGAUGCAAGACUUGAGAAAGUUGAUGCCACAUUCUAAAGCAGAUACCAAAAUGGAUCGCAAAGACAAGCUGUUUGUCAUAAAUGAGGUCUGUGAAAUGAAAAACUGCAAUAAAUGCAUAUAUUUUGAAGCAAAGAAAAAACAGGACCUAUAUAUGUGGGUAGCCAAUUCUCCUGGGGGACCCUCUGCAAAGUUCCUAGUUCAAAACGUUCAUACACUGGCGGAGCUGAAGAUGACUGGGAACUGCCUGAAAGGAUCACGUCCUCUGCUCUCCUUUGAUCCUGCCUUUGAUCGGGAUCCGUACCUUGCUCUGUUGAAAGAGCUCUUUAUACAGAUUUUUGGAACCCCAAGAUACCACCCAAAGAGUCAGCCAUUUGUGGACCAUGUAUUCACGUUCUCUGUAGCAGACAAGAGGAUCUGGUUUAGAAAUUAUCAGAUUAUAGAAGAAGAUGCAUCUCUGGUAGAAAUUGGACCUCGGUUUGUACUGAACCUUAUCAAGAUUUUCCAGGGAAGUUUUGGAGGACCAACCUUGUAUGAGAACUCUAACUACCAGUCUCCCAAUAUGCACCGACGGAUGAUCCGGUUAGCCACAGCUGCCAAAGUCAAGGAAAAGCAACAAGUGAAGGACCUGCAGAAAUUGAAAAAGUCAGAAAAUAAGGAAACCGUUUCACGAGACCCUACGGAGGAUGUCUUUAACAUCCCUGCUGAGAAGAAGCCACAGACCAUGGAGACAAAAGCACCUUUACCAAAACCACGUAUUAAACGGAAGGACAAGCAGUUCAAACGGCAGAGGCUGGCUAAGAAACGUGUCUGA